AUGAAUCAUUCUGAGGAUCUAACCCUGCCCGAUUGGCAAUGUGAGAGAUGUAAUUUAUACUCACCACAGACAUCCGCCGCAUUGUAUUUAUGGUGCGCAAAAUGCGAAAAAAUUGUUUGCGCUUUGUGCAUUGGCCAAUGCAGCAAUGAAACUCAUCCGUGGAUGCCAGCGAGUGAAAUUAUCUAUGAACUGAAAGGAAGGAUCGUUUAUACAAGUGCGGAAAUGGUUAAGACUGUGGAAAAUAUGAAAAUCAUUGGUGAAGAUGCAAUGCGAUCACUUCACGGACUCAAUCAAAUUCUGACAGAACUGAAGAAACAAUGUGAAGGCAUAAAUGAAGUGUUCAACGUGUUGUCGGAUGCUUUAAUUGAACGGCGAAAUGCUGCUGAUAUACGUCGUACGGAAACAGAUGAGCAUUUGCCGUUUACAUCAACUCUGAUACGGAAAAUGAGAGCGGAAAUCGAAGAUAACAAAAACUUAGCUCACGAAGCAUCUGCUUUAAUUCUAUUAUUCAACAAUACUAUCAAACAGUCGGAUGAUAUUUGUAAGGAUGCUCGCAGUUUGAUAAAUUCACUUUUGCUGGAAGAGAGAGUUGGAGUGAAAAGAAAGGACGGUGCCAACAUUGAACUCGAAGAUGACAUUAUCAGUCACGAAUCAAACGGAAAUGCAUUCGGUGACAAUAUGCUUGAGGAUGAUGAAUACAAUGUCACAGUUCGUGAAGUUAAACGUGAAGAUGAGCGCAUGGAGGAUUCCGGAAAAACAGGUAUACUGGAUGAAACGGCCCCAAUGCAAUCAACGGGUACUGCUGUAAUGAAAACGAUUAGCACUGACAAAAUGUAA
Acanthocheilonema viteae is the source of this 837-nucleotide messenger RNA. NCBI's taxonomy places the organism in Eukaryota, Metazoa, Nematoda, Chromadorea, Rhabditida, Onchocercidae. The record is from the annotation of a GenBank genome assembly.